CACCACAUAAGGUAGGUAGGAGGAAAAGGCAAGAAUGAGUGAAAUGUUCCAGAGUCAAACUGAAUGACCCGUAGGCGCCCCCGCGUUGUAACAGCCGAGAGAUGAGAAGGGACGAGUGGAGGUGAAAUGAGAAGGUGGAGAGCGCAAGAUUAGAGAGGAAUGGUGCUUGCAUUCAUGAGAGGGGCAGAGAGGAGACUGGGGUAGCAGAGAGGGGAGGUUGGAUGGGAAGGAUGGGAGAGGGCGGCUGAGGAGAGGAGGAGCAGAGGAAAGAGCCACCUCUUUUGAAGGAGAGAGGUGUUUGGAGAGAGGCUCAGGUGUGCGUGACUGGAAAACGGAGGAAGCUCGGAAGCUGCACAGCGGCGAUCACAGGCAGCUUUGGGCUGUUUGACAUCGGAGUACACAUUAUCCGGCGCUGCAUCUUUUCUCUAUGGAAGCAACUCGCACCCUGAUUAUCAAGCGGGACCGUGCAGUCAGAAAGACCUUACCAUAAGGUGUGGGUAUCUUCUUGCUCUCAUGCUGGCACUCCAGCAUAUGAGGCAGAUGCGGAAAUCAGGAGGGUAUUGAAAGAACAGUCCUCUUCACUGCUCUAUCGUUAGGCCUCCGCAACAAGAGAGUGACACACAGGGGGAGCGUUACAGAGAGACACAGCAUGUAUGUGACUGAGUGUGCACGGUGGCUUGUGUUGGGAAGAGAGAAAUACAUGGUAUACAUGAACAUGCCUGUCUGUCACCUGUUACUGUGGAGACCAACUAAUUGGGGAAACCUGGAGUUAUUUCAGCCAAUGAGACUUGGCCCAGCUUUUCUUUUGAAUUUCCCAGGUUGCACUGCUGCACGUAUCUCAGCUGUUGCAGUGAUGGUCCCACCUUGAAAGACAAGUCAGAAGAAAGGAAUAUACAGCAAUCAUCAAUUUUCAAAAACUCAUCUGUGCUGUGCCACAAGGUCUUGCCAUGGCCAGGAAAACUCUUUCUCGGACAAAUAGUUUCCUGUGACGGCUCUACGCUACAAAUUUGAGAUCUGCUACUGCGUUUUUACCUGAACAGACCAAGAUGAUGCUUUGGCUGCUGCUAGUCCUGACCAUCUGCGAAGGGCCUGAUCAAGCAGACUCUGCCCACUCCAAUGAACGGCGAGUUGUAGCACACAUCCCCGGUGACAUCAUCAUUGGAGCGCUGUUCUCCGUCCACCAUCAGCCUCCUGCUGACAAGGUACAUGAGCGCAAGUGUGGUGCAGUGCGAGAGCAGUAUGGCAUACAAAGAGUGGAGGCCAUGAUGCACACUUUGGACCGCAUCAACGCUGAUCCGUACAUUCUUCCCAACAUCAGCCUAGGCUGUGAGAUCCGAGACUCCUGUUGGCACUCAGCCGUGGCUCUGGAGCAGAGCAUCGAGUUCAUACGGGAUUCGCUAGUUUCCUCCGAUGAGGCGGAGGAGUGGGGUGGAGGAGGUUCUUGGGGAGGAGGAGGAGGAGGAGGUGGAGGGACGACGACAAUGAAGUGUGCAGACCCCUCUGCUACUCCAAUGCGAGGAAAGAAACCCAUCGUGGGUUUAAUUGGACCAGGGUCGAGCUCAGUGGCCAUCCAGGUCCAGAACCUGCUGCAGUUAUUCAACAUACCACAGAUUGCCUACUCUGCCACCAGUAUGGACCUCAGCGACAAGAGCCUUUACAAAUACUUUAUGCGGGUGGUGCCUUCAGAUGCCCAGCAGGCAAGAGCUAUGGUGGACAUUGUCAAGAGAUACAACUGGAGCUACGUGUCUGCUAUACACACUGAAGGUAACUAUGGUGAAAGUGGGAUGGAAGCAUUCAAGGACAUGGCAGCCAAGGAGGGAAUCUGUAUCGCCCACUCUGGCAAAAUCUGGAGCAAUGCUGGAGAGCAGAGCUUUGAUCGACUGCUGGAGAGACUGAGGGCCCACCUGCCCAAGGCUAGAGUAGUGGCGUGUUUCUGUGAAGGCAUGACUGUCCGCAACAUCCUCAUGGCUAUGAGGCGCCAGGGACAGGUUGGACAGUUCCUCCUCAUUGGCAGUGAUGGAUGGGCGGACAGGUACGAUGUGACAGAUGGCUACGUUAAGGAAGCGGCCGGUGGCAUCACCAUCAAACUCCAAUCUGCUGACGUGAAAUGGUUUGAUGAAUACUACCUUAAGCUUCGUCCUGAAAACAACCACAGGAACCCUUGGUUUCCAGAAUUUUGGCAGCAUCGUUUUCACUGUCGACUGAAAGGCCACCCACAGGAGAGUAGCAAGUACAACCGGACCUGCAGCAAGCGAGAGUCCCUUCGGCAGCAGUAUGCACAGGACACCAAGAUGGGUUUUGUCAUUAAUGCCAUCUACUCAAUGGCAUAUGGCCUGCAUAACAUGCAACGGUCUCUCUGCCCAGGCUAUCAGGGCCUGUGUGAUGCCAUGCGACCUAUAGAUGGUGCUAGACUGCUUGACUUUUUGAUGAAAACCAACUUUACCGGUGUGUCAGGAGAGGGAAUCUUAUUUGAUGAAAAUGGAGACUCACCUGGCAGGUAUGAAAUAAUGAACUUCAAAAAGAUGGGGAAGGAUUAUUACGAUUACAUUAACGUUGGAAGUUGGGACAACAGGGGUUUGAAGAUAGAUGACGAUGAAAUCUGGCCCAACAAAGAAUCCAUUAUCAAGUCAGUCUGCAGUGAACCCUGUGACAAAGGACAGAUAAAGGUGAUCCGUAAAGGUGAGGUGAGCUGCUGUUGGACGUGCACUCCCUGCAAAGAAAAUGAAUUUGUGUUUGACGAGUACACCUGCCGAGCCUGUGAGCUGGGCUCCUGGCCUACUUAUGACCUCACAGGCUGUGACCCAAUACCAGUGGAGUACCUGCGCUGGGGUGACCCAGAACCCAUUGCUGCAGUGGUCUUUGCGUGCCUCGGUUUAAUGGCUACAUUCUUUGUCACUGCAGUCUUCAUCAGGUUCCGGGACACUCCGGUGGUUAAAUCUUCUAGCAGGGAGCUGUGUUACAUAAUACUGGCAGGGAUCUGUCUGGGAUAUCUGUGUACGUUCAGCCUCAUCGCCAAACCCCAUGUCAUCCACUGCUACCUCCAACGACUGGGAAUCGGCCUGUCGCCUGCCAUGAGCUACUCUGCACUUGUCACCAAGACCAACCGCAUCGCUCGGAUCCUGGCAGGAAGCAAGAAGAAGAUCUGUACAAAGAAACCUCGCUUCAUGUCUGCCUGUGCUCAGCUCAUCAUUGCCUUCCUCCUCAUACUGCUACAGCUGGGUAUCAUUGUGGCUCUCUUCCUCAUGGAGCCACCUGAGGUGAUCCAUGACUACCCCAGCAUCCGCCAGGUCAACCUCAUUUGCAACACCACUAACCUCGGUGUGGUUGCCCCGCUGGGAUACAAUGGCCUGCUCAUCCUCAGCUGCACCUUUUAUGCCUUCAAGACCCGCAACGUCCCAGCUAAUUUCAAUGAGGCUAAAUACAUUGCCUUCACAAUGUACACCACCUGUAUUAUCUGGCUGGCGUUCGUACCCAUCUACUUUGGCUCCAACUACAAAAUUAUCACCAUGUGCUUCAGUGUCAGCCUCAGUGCCACCGUGGCUCUGUGCUGCAUGUUUGUACCCAAGGUGUACAUCAUUCUGGCCAAACCAGAGCGUAAUGUGCGCAGUGCCUUUACCACUAGCACAGUGGUGCGCAUGCAUGUUGGCGACGGCAAAUCGUCCUCAGCUGCCAGUCGGUCUUCUAGUCUGGUUAACCUGUGGAAACGCAGAGGCUCCACUGCAGAAACACUCAGCUCCAACGGUAAAUCAGUAUCUUGGGCGCAGACCGAGCGCAGCAGUUCACGUGGCAACCACCUGUGGCAGCGACUCUCUUUCCACAUCAAGAAGAAGGAGAACAAUCAGACUGCUGUUAUUAAGCCCUUUUCUAAAACCUCUGAGGAGCGUUACUGCGGUGGGGCUGACCUCCCUCCUCAUGUCCCACUGCCCUCCCUCCCCUCCAUGUCCUCCCUGCCCACUCAUCGUGACAGCAUUACCGACAAAACCCUGUACGAGCUCUCGGAAGCAGAGGAGCGCUACUCGAUCACCUACCGGCCGCAGACGCCUUCACCGAUCAGCACGGUCAGCCAGAGGAUAGGUUUAGAGGAGCCUCAGAUGGCCACGAUUCCAAAGUAUCCAAGCAGCAUCUGCAGCGGCGGCAGCGGCAGCAGUUGUGGACCUCCCAGCAGCGGCUCUGUUGUGACUGGGAGUGACGGGCGUUUGGUUGCCGUGGACGAUCGCCCAGGACACGCCCAGAGUUCACUGAUGGAUCAGAUCAGUUGCGUGGUAAACCGCUUUACCGCCAACAUUACCGAACUCAACAGCAUGAUGCUCUCGACCUCCCCGACGCACUCUCACAAACACACACCUCCAUCUCCUCAUGCAGCCGACCCCUACCUGUUGCCCCGCGAACUCCAGGUGCCCCCAACCCUCACCACCUACGCUGAUGUCCAGCCUCUCCCCCCUCCUGUAGAGUCUAGCAUGGGGGGCCGAGGUGGCUGCCCUGUUCACUCAAUCCCUCAUUCACCUUACCCCCUGCCACCCCCUCACCCCCAGAGCUCCCCCUCUCUCUCCCCUAUGCGGGGAGGCCUGGUCACCUGCCUCGCGGACUCCCCACUGAGGAGGGCGGAGCUAGAAGAGGAGCUAAUCGCCUUGACUCCUCCAUCACCCUUCCGCGACUCUCUGGCGUCCAGCAGUGGCUCACCAGUCUCAGAGACGGGUCUGUGUCUCCCCCCUGUCCCCUCCCAUCCUCCUCCUUCCCCACCUUCGCCCAGAUACAGCAGACUGACACUCAGAAACUACAGCCAGAGUUCAUCCUCACUGUGAGGCAGAGAUGAUGAGUUCAGAAAUGUGAAGAGGAGCUCUCAAAAACAACACGUCGUACGGAGAAAAGACAAAGGACAGACUGAAAUCCAUUCAUCCUUGCGUGGAAUAGAAACCUGACGUUAAGUAGUAAUGGAGGGCUGGUUGGUGAAGACACCAAGCUGUGUUUGUGUUUACAUGUUCGCAGUGAGAUGCAAGUAUAAAGAACUUGCCCAUCUCGUAUUUUCUUAGUGCUGUCUCUGACGAAUGAGGAUUGAAAACUGCAAAAAUGGCUACUGUAACUUUGAGGUGUUUUGUCGUCAGUAACACCAGAGAUCAUUCCUGAAGGUCUGAGGCCAUGUAUCAUUUAGGUUCGGUUAGUGGCCUUAAGGUAACUCGGCUAUCAACUAAUUAGAGAUUGUGAAUGUGUGUUUGUGUGUGCGUGAGUGUAUUCUAAUGAAAGAUGAUGGCACCAUGACAGCACUGAGUGUUGAUGAGACUCCCACAGCCUGUCAGAACUGCACAGAGGCUAUCAAGGGCACAUAUAUAUUUGCUCAUAGACACACACACACACACACACACACUUAGAACCAUAUAAGUGUGAGCACACCCAUACAAAUAUAACGUAAGGGAAAACACUGUAAAUAUGUGAGAAGUUAUGGAUUUUUCUUUGAUGAUAAAAUCCAACAUGCUUCUGACAAAAGUGCAUUGCAUUAAGAACAGUGGUAACAUACUAAGGCAGUAUGUUACUCUGACAAAAAGCAUCUUUUUAUUUAUUCAGUUCUCCAAUCUGAUCCCACUACAUCUCUUCCUUUUCCUCAGCCUCUUUUUGUCUUACAGCUUUUUUUUAAAAAUCUUGCCAGUGUUUCAGUAUUUUCUACUCUUCCAGUUAGUUUUCUUCAGAAGUUUGAAUGUAUAUUUUCUACAUGAUUUCUGAAGCAGGUGGGACCAAACCUUUUGUAGCUUUCUGUCUGUCUGUCUGUGACCUCAGAGAGAAGGAGCGGAGGGAUUGACAAGACCAGGCCUUGUUUUACCAUAAACAUCUUGGUCAUUAAAUCUUGUUCAGGUUAGGGUUAUUGGCAGAUAUCUGACCUGGAGUCUUAUUGUUAGCGUGUGACAUUUAACAGUGCUUUUUGUAAGGCUUAGCUGGAUGCCAGUCGUGACAUUUUCUUUAUACAAUGUGUCAGCAGGACACAGUUACUCUGCUUCAUCAAAGACAGUGCUUUGAAUGCCAUUAAUUUGAAUCACAGUUGUGUCCAAAGUUAGCAGACACAAACUGAUAGAUUCAAGCUGAGAGAGAAGCCUCCUCCUCAGCCUCGACGAGGAUCAUCUGUUACACAGGAGCUGUGACGUCUCAGCUUGUUUCAGACAUCACAGGCACAACAACCAAAGAUGUAAACAAAAAUAAGAGCAUUAAGUGAACUGUUUCUAUGAAGUUUAUUUUAUCUGGAGAAAAACAGUCCAUGCUGCUUUAUUGCUUUGCUGUCAGUCACACAGGACCACGGUGCUAGACGGUAGAUGAUGACUGACAUCUAGCAUAGCUGGUCAAAUUGUUAGUGAUGUGAAGCCUUCCUUAUUUUGGUAAAUUUGCUGUCUUGUGGAGAGUUAGAUGAGACGUUCACUACCACUCUCAUAUCUGUAGCCUAGCUUAGCUAGACUGUAUUCCCGUUAUAAGGGAUAUACGGGAAUACGGUCUAGCCCUCCUCCAUUGACACAUUUUGACAGGUUUUCAAGCUCCGAGCAGAUCAGACCGAACCAAUCAGAGCACCAGAGUUAACGAUGCGACCGCAACAGAGCGAGGUUUCUCUCGUGCGCUUUCCUCUGUUUUGCACGGGCUGAAUUUGUCCUUAAAACCUCAACAAGAAGCAGCUCUUAAAGCUUUUCUUUUUAAAAAUGAUGUAUUUUUAAUUCCGGCAGGCUGUACGAUAGAAUGCGUAAUGCUGCCCUCCACUGUUGAAAGGGAGAGCUUAGAUUUUCCUCAGGACCCCUGUACGGCGAAGGAAGCUGUUAAAACUACAAAACAUCAUGGCGGAAAGGCAAUUGUUAGGUCACUUAGUGAUUGCGUCACACAUGUGUUACGCUGAUUGGCUCUCUCCAAUUCAAGCUGUGAUCGGUAGUCCCGCCUCUGGGCUAGAUUUGGUUCAAUGGAGCAGUUCCAGACUGACUUUAUGUGUAUUUGUAAUACACAAUAUAAAGGCUGUCUGGUCCCCAGGCAAUCAUAUCUGUCAGGUAUAUAUAUGAUGUCUGAUGAUGUCUGUGCUAGUUGCCUGGCAACGUCAUGACGAUGACAGUAUUUUUAGGAAGUCAUGGCCAAAUACAUGUCUGUACAUAAACUAUGUCUGUCUGAGGAAUGCUGGCUGUGUGUUUUUUCUACAGUGGUUUUUUUAAGCAUUAAGCAAAACAGAUUCUACAUUUGAAAUACUGUAGAGUUGCUGGAAGGCAGAUUUUAGUUACAGCCAGGCAAACCUAACUGUCUUUAUACUAAGCUAACUGGCUUCUGGUGGUAGCUUCAUGUUGGUGGGACAGGCAUGAGAUUGGUAUCAAUAUCCUCACCUCACUCUCAGCAGCAAGAAAAUGAUUCAGUGAUUCAAAAAAAUUUAAGUCCAUGAUGCUCUCUACACUGUAAGGUCUGACCGUAUGUCAUACCUAUUGAAUAGGAAUAAUAUGUUAUGAACGUGUGAACGUAACUAAAAGUGUUGAGCAGUAAUAGUGUGCAUAUCAAGGCUUUUUGUAGGACUGUAGGGUGGAAUAUAUCUGCCUAAUGUUCAGUUCACCCAAAUCAGUUCACCUAAUUUGGGUGAACAGAACUGUAAAACCUAAAAUAUCACGUUUGGCGAUAUAAGAUUUGGAUAUGCCUUUAAAUGAAAUGUAAUUAACGGUGCCAACACAGAGUAGUACCAGGAGAUGAAAUGUGCCGAUGAAUGCAUUCACUAAGAUGCUUUUGAGAAAUGGGGCCUUGGCUUUGCAUCAGUUCCCUCCACGCAGGAAAACAAACUGAAGUCACAUGGUUAGGAUACUCAAGAAAGGCAUUUGUACAUUUGAUUUGUUAUCUCAUUUACAUAUUUUACUAAACUAAAGCUAAUUACUAGUUCCACAAUCAAAAAUCAGUGCUUCAGAGCGUUGCCUGUUUCUUGUUGUCCAUCAUGAUCUCUAUAUUCUCUGCAGCAUUGCAUUCGUCUGCUGUGACAGCUGACUGAUGCAGAUGCAGUCCACAGUCAGAUUUCUCCUUUUUAGUUUAGCAUUUGUGCUCUGCAGUAGCCAGCAAGAACAAACUCAGACAGUGAUUCUGUAAAUAAUAAGGGCAUGCAAAGACAGUUCUGUUUUGUUUUCGAUGAAAGUGAAUUUAUUUACAUAUCAACAAAGGUGAAAAAACAAAAAAAGAGAUGUUUUUGAGCUAUGUUAUAACAUACAGUACCAAUAUGUGUUACGACUACAGAAACUGUGUUACUACUCUGAAUGUGUGAGUGACCAUUCCUAUUCAAAUGUCUUGUAAUUCAACAAUAUAAUAAUAAUGAAUAACAAUAUGAUUAUUGUGCCAAAGGGGUUAGGGAGGGCUUAGCUUAGUAGGUUGUGGGUAGAUAUGUGGUUUCAUAAAAAAAAAGAAAAAAAUGUAAAUGUAAAGCUGUUUCUAUUGUUUUGGAUAUUUUCUAUAUAAAUAUUCCACAUUUUCCAGUGUAAAAGCAAUAUUAUCCAUAUGUAUACACAUCUGGGGUUUCUUAAAUCCUAAUGUUUUAGAUUGUCUUUUUUUUAUUUUUAUUUUUGUCUUUGAAUGGCGGUUUGAGGAUGGUGGGUAGAUAAUUUUUCUGAAGGUGUGAUUCUUUAUUCUUGCAAUGUUAUCUUCUUCGGCCUGUAGUUCUACUUUUUCUACUGAGUUUUCAAAGUUCAGUCUUCGAUCUCAACAUCCAAAUAACUGAUGGCAUACAUACCUAGCUAGAGGUAGGGUUAGGGUAAGGGUUAAAUGUGUGUGUGUCAUUAUUAUUACUAUGAUUAUUUGUUUUUGCUGCUAUUUUGUGGUGGUAAAUUACCUGGUGUGGUGUCCUUAAACUAGCAUGUCUCUGCAAGUCAGAGCAAGAGAAUAAGCUUCAUCUUGGGUCCCAAAGGGGGAAAAAAAGCAAAGUGGAUACGAACAACAUCUGAAGCAAAAUCUGUGAUAAUUGCUCAGAGACUUUUGCUCAUGUUAAGGAUAAAAAAUUUACACAGAAAAUGACAUGACUCAAGACAUACAACAGUGACCAUAAUUGGUUCCUGUUCCUGUCUCAAAAUGCUGUCGGUGCAUCAUUACCGCUACAUCUGCUCAUCUCGUUUUAAUAAUCCCUGCCCUGACCUCUUAUCAAAAAAUAAACCUGUGCUGUUGUUGCGAUGUUGUUCGGGAGGAGCUGGCUUACGCGCUGCUGUCACUGACGGUGUUUAUCCCGUGCUGAGAGAGUAACGAGGAGCUUGCUUCAGCACUUCAGCUGCGUGUUAUCAGCCCCCCGGGUGAAGCUCGACAGUCAUGUGCUGCCUCUGCAGAAAAAGACAGGAUCAGCGUUCUCAUCUAGUGCUUUCUUACUCUCUUAAAGGGCUCAGUUAUGUGACAUUAUCUUACAUUUAGAUCUGGCAUGACCAAUAUCAAAUUUCCACUGAAAAGACAAGAUACUGGUUGUAAGAGGAUGCCAUGAGCUUCAUGAAACUGCAGGAAAUUAGCAGAGAAUCGAGCACGCGUUGACUUGUAAGCUUUAUUCAAACUCACUGAGCUGCAGUUUCAGUGACUUAUCUAGCUUUAACCUAGCAUUUUAACAGAUUUGAUUAUUUCAAUCUCUUCAGCGUUCAUGUGAUUUUUCCUCCAGGUAAAGUCUGAAAUUUCUACACAUGCCAUGACAAAUAAGCACCCCUUUAAAGAAGUCCAACUAUAGUAUGCAGACAGGACAUUUAGGUGACAAAAUAAUGCCAUUGCCCCACAGUUUAGCCGUCCCUCAGGCAUUACCAAAUGCUGCUACUCCUAUGAAUCUAGGGUAAUCUCGGUUUAAUUGAUAUCUCCCUUUUUAGUCUAGCCAAAACACGAUAAUGACGGCGUUGAUGGUGCUGGCUACAAUCUUAUCUCGUCAUGAAGAUGAUCUCCUGAUGAUGUCUACCCAAAGUGCUGUUGACUGACUUUUUUUUUUUGGAAAUGCACUCUAAAGUAUUGGAUUGAUAAUCGCUGUGCUCAAAAAUACUUUUAAUCCAGACAUGCUCAUCUGCUGAUCAAGUUGAAAAAAGUCAUUUAUUUUAUCAAUUUUGCAUUAAAUAUAAAACCAGUCUACGGGAUCUCUUGUCUCUAAUCCUUAAACCCUGGUUCAGAGCCAGAUAUACGUAAUCCCGGUGCCGUGUCACGUGUUUCCUUACAGCUUUAUUUAUAACUGCAUUGUAAACAAGCUUUUUUUUUUGGUUUAUGUUGUGCUAUGGGAGGCCUGUUCUGUGUAAGUGCUCGCUGCCCUGCUGGAUUGCUGUUGAGCAAAACAUAACUAGCUCUCUAUCAGAUCCAAGAGUGGCACUCUGAGGCUGAGCAUUCAAUUCUGUGUUCAGGAAGAUGAGUUGAACCACAGGAACUUCUCCAUUAGGGAUCAAUUCUCAGUUUGACAGGCAACAGAGCAGUCUCUCCCACUGCCUUGUCUGAUUAUUUGGUUGAUUUGAUGCCGAACAACGGAGCUAUGUUUACUGUGUAAACAUCACAUAGAUGCAUGUGUCCACUGUCAGGGCAGCUUUGGAGAACUUUGUUUUGUGACCCUCUGUCAGGCUCUCACAUAAUUAUUAGAAAUAACUUGUCCUGGUGAACACCUUUGUGAGUGUAAUCUGGUAAAUGCCACACAUUGUUUCUUAACAGUGUUGCUGAAAUUAGCCAAUCAAAAGAGGCUUCUGGGAACAAAAGAGAGGAGCUGAGUGGAGAUCAGAGUUCUUGUGUAUUCUGAGGCUGAUCUCAACAAACUCCUCUCCCUUCUUUCUGCUGAGCAUUAAAAUGCUUCACAUUUAGGUUAAUGCUGUGUUUUGUUUUCUUGCACAGUAGCCAAAAACGAGUCAGUGCCUCAUUUGUGGAGUUGCUUUGUUUAAGAGUUAGGUUGUUUUUAUUAAUUAAUGCUAUAAACCAGACAAAACAUGUUGUAAAAAGCAGUAUGAAAAGGAACUGAUAUUGGGAGAAACUCAUCUGUAAUAUUUAGAAACGCCUGAAUCACAUUCUUUGGCCAAUUAAGUUGAAGGAUGAUUUAGUGCAACAGGUUGCUUUUUCAGGAUAAAGUAAAGGCAUUUAGACUCUAAACUGUGCUGUACAAAACAUUACAAGGUGCAUAUCAGUGUCCUGAAUGUUGAGUUCUUUGGUGGAGGGUUGAUAAAUCCACUUUUGCUGCAGCCAGUUUAGUGAAACUCACAGCCUUGAAGAUGACUGCUAGACAUCUUAAAAUUCAUAAACAGUAUAUUUGUGAGUUUGUUUGAAGCUGUUGAUUUGAAUGUUGCUUUUUAUAAGUGAGUAAAGGACAUAUGUGUUUUAAUAUGUUAUUGCUUCCACAGCCAAUAGGGUAAAGGGAUUUUAGGUAAUUAAUGCAGAGAAGACAGGAGGAGGAGGAUAUGUUUCAUAAGGUUAAGUUGUGUGUUAUACUGAUUAGAAAUAAGAGAGGAGUUUGUGUAUUUAUGUGGCUUCAGGAUUUGUUAGAAAGUGAAAUAACUUAAGCAGAUCUGUGUUGUUUUUAGGGUAAUAUUGUUUUACAUACAGAGCAGUGUGUUGAUGGUUUGUGAAAAUAUACUUAAACUAACUUCUCCAAUCUUUCUAUUUAUACGAGAGUUCAACCAAACUGAACUGUUACGUUACAGCACAUGAGGGAUCCCUGCAGGGCAUGAUGGUAUCAAAGAAACACCGAUGUGGAUGACGUACUCGGUAUUUGCUGCGUGCUUUUUAUGUUCCUCGUACGUUUAGAUUACUGCUGUGGAUGCAAACACAAGCAAAACCCUCAGUAAUACCCCGACUUUAAAUUCUGAUGAGAUUCUAUUUUCAGCAGAGCGUUUGACAGUAGAGUGUUAAUAAGAGAUGAAUGUUGCCUAUAGACGUGAUGUUUACAUUCUUACUCACUUUGAGAUAAUCAGAACUAUCUUGUUUAGUUACUGGCUUCAGAUGUUGUGUCAUUUUACAAGCUUACAAGCAUGUUUUGUGUUUUUCUGGAACACUGAGGUGAAUGAUCCGAGCAGAAAAAAGAAACGAAAAAAAAACUUUCACUUUUUCUUGACAAAGGCAGCUCAUCUGCAUAUAAAUUAAGGCCCUGUGUUGUGUUCCAAUUUCUUUACAACCCAGAUUUAUCAAAAGCCUAAUUCAGCCGAGCUCAUUGAAGCGACUACUUUUUGACAAAAAGAAAAUAAUGACAGGUAAAUGUAAUUAAAGAGGAGUGAAACGAGAUCAGUUCUCUAGAGCGAGAUUGUAGAAUUUGUUAUAUUUUUGCUAUAUUCAUUUAAAAAUAUUUAUUCUCUCCAAGCAGAAAAUGACUAUUAAUGAAAAUUAAAUUUAUGAUAAACACAGACUUAUUUAUUUAUUUAAAAAUAACAACAAAGUCGGGCUUAAAUUGCAGCGCGUCCCCAGACUCCACUGGUGUUUCAUCACAGUGUUGUUAACAUGAGCUCCUCUACUCAGUGCCAACUUUCACAUCUUUUUAUUUCAAGUGCUACUGCUUCUUUUUUUUUUAACAAGGGUGGAUAAACACUACUAAAAUGUGACUACACUGCUUCUGUUUUCAAUAAUUCGAAUCAUAAAUCCUUUCCUGAGCUGUCUACCAGUGCCAAUAUGAUAAAUGUGGUAGAGACAGCCUCUACAGGACAUGUGGUAGUGUUCAUCCUCCCGUUCGGACAUUUGAUUGUUGGUGAGUUAUUUUUAAUGAACAUGAUGGUUUUUUUUUUUUAAAGCUUUCCUGUUUUGUUUUUGCUUUUUCCUGAUGUUCACAACUGUAGAAUGUAAUUUGAUGCUAUAUAUCGAUGUGAUGGAGGAUAGUUUUAUAUUUGGAUAUUUGAUUAUUUAUGAAUAUUUUCACUCAGCUUUGUAAAGUGUCAAAUAUGAGAAUAUAUGGCUCUAGCUGUUUGGAAAAUAGUUUGUUUUCAAGUGACUUUUUGGCGGGGGGGGGGGGGGGGGGGGUGUCUGAAGGGUGAGGUGAGGAGUUUGUCUACUUCAGCCAGAUUUUGAUUACUGAUUGAGCCCACAAAUGAGUUUUAGACUUGCCUCAAACAGAACAAACCCUGGAUUCCACAGUGUUUGUUGCUGACACUGGAGCCUUGUUCACAGGCUUUUUGGAGGUUCCCAACAGACAUGGAGCAGAUUUGGCCAAAACAGAGUUCUUCUCAUCUCCCAAUUAACAAAUCUUUAUGUCCUCUUCCAAACUGGCCCACAGUCAUUCGCAUGAAGGCCUUUCUCUGAGUUGAUCUGUGGCCACUGGGAACAGGAGAGAACAAAGAGAGUGUGUGUGUGUGUGUGUGUGGGGGGGGGUUAGGACGGGUUAGGUUAAUAGGACGUUUCUUGUGUUUUUAAUACAACUGCAGUAUUUUUGUUUUACAGAGGAGCAAGAAUUCUCGUACAUGUUGUUUUGGGGCAAUAAACGCACAUUUAAUAGAUUAUUAAAGUGUUUGUCAACAAGUCUACUUAGUUAUCUUUAAUAAAAAAUCCCCUAAAAUAGCAAAUCUUUCACAAUACUCAUAAAUAUGUUCACAUUGUGGGUGAACAGUGUUUUCAGAGUGCAUGUCUUUGUUGGCCUCUCAUUUGGCAUUUUGCUCUGCUUCCUCUGUCCUUGCUUCGUUUCCUUACUUUUUAUGUCGUAUUAACAAAUGAAAAGCGGGAAUCUGCUGGGAUCAUAGGAGAAACACCAGCCUCCAGAAGCCUGUGCAAAAGGAAGAACAGUGAAGAAGUAGCAGUCAGAGAAGCAGGAGGCAGCUGUAGCAUCCUGCACAUCCUCAUACCAGAAAAGUAACUCUGUGAUUUUUUAAAAUGUGUCGGGUAAAGGAACAUGUGAAUUCGGCCUUUUGUUGAGCCUGUCUCUUCUUGGCACAAACGCUGUGCUGCCACAGUACUUUGGCAUUAUCAGGUGGAUUUUUAAAAGCCACCACACUUUGACUCACUGCAGUCAAACGCCCACCUGCUGGGCACCAAGAAAGAGCUAGAAGAGACCACUUAAAAAGAGGGGAAAAGAAGUCACAGAGUGUUCUUUAACUCUUAACUUACAGCUCUGAAUCAUGAUGACACAUGGUUGCUGUUUUUUUUUUUUUUUUAAACUGGGUUUGAACGCAGGUAUUUUUGACAGUGUGGCAACCAUUUAUCAGCGCUAUGGAGUCAGACAGGAGAUGGGAUGUGAUGUGUGGGAAAAACUAUCCAACAAAAAAGGGUUUCUUUUUUAUGUUUGUUUUUUGUUGCCAUUGAUAAUCAUUGUGUAAUUGUACGACAAAGUACCUUUGAAUCAUUAUUGAAAUCGUUAUUAAAAAAAAACUAUGACCUCCC
This is a messenger RNA of Acanthochromis polyacanthus (spiny chromis), 14247 nucleotides long. RefSeq names its product glutamate receptor, metabotropic 5b (gene grm5b). Gene Ontology annotation, cellular component: postsynaptic density membrane. Gene Ontology annotation, biological process: trans-synaptic signaling by endocannabinoid, modulating synaptic transmission; G protein-coupled glutamate receptor signaling pathway; regulation of synaptic transmission, glutamatergic. The transcript is spliced from 20 exons. Lineage: Eukaryota; Metazoa; Chordata; Actinopteri; Pomacentridae. The record is from RefSeq and is a predicted model, not a curated record. Gene Ontology annotation, molecular function: adenylate cyclase inhibiting G protein-coupled glutamate receptor activity; G protein-coupled receptor activity involved in regulation of postsynaptic membrane potential. Bases 1047 to 4802 code for a protein of 1251 amino acids.